Messenger RNA from Linum trigynum, 443 nucleotides. The record is from the annotation of a GenBank genome assembly. NCBI's taxonomy places the organism in Eukaryota, Viridiplantae, Streptophyta, Magnoliopsida, Malpighiales, Linaceae.
CAACAUAAGUAAUAAUAGAUUGUUAUUAGUAGUAGUGAAAUCGUUAAUAGCGGAGGGGAGCUGGACGAUACUUGAGUGCGACGUCGGACGACGAAGAACUCCAGGCAGCAGGGGGAAGAAAAACUACGCGAAGCAGAGACAAUAGAAGCUUGACGGAAAGCGAACCGAAGCUUGAAGGACCGACGGUCGAAGCUUGAAGGAGAUGCCACUGUCGAGGGUUGAGGGAAGGGAAUGGGAUUACGACGGCAGGGAAUGGGAGUACGGCGGCAGGAACCAGAGUGCGGAAGCAGGGGUUGACGGAGACCAGCUGGCGGGAGCAGAAAGGACAGCCGGCGGCUGCACCGGACUGGAUGGCCGGAGAACGUCCUUUGACGAGAAGAGAAACGAGUUCGACUGGGGGUGAGAAAAAUAAUAAUGAGGGUUUAUAAACAGUUAGGGUUACA